Pocillopora meandrina is the source of this 9818-nucleotide messenger RNA. Lineage: Eukaryota; Metazoa; Cnidaria; Anthozoa; Scleractinia; Pocilloporidae. The record is from the annotation of a GenBank genome assembly.
GAAUGUUUGAAUAUGGUGGGUUGAAAUUAUAGCGAUGAAUUCCUACCCUGUCCUUCUUUUUCUUUCCCUUUUAAUCUUCCAGGGUAACCAAAAUAUAGGAGGUAAGUACUGUACACUUUGAUGGUCUGGUUGUUUUAUCCUACGGUAGUAUCCAAAACCGGUACCGACACGAAAGAUUACAGGUACAUGGACUGAUCCACACGCAUGGAGGAACCUAAACAUGUCUUGUAUCAAAGCUUUCUUUGACAAUGGAAUUCUGUCGUCGAGUUUUGAUUUCCGAUCGAGAUUUUUUCAAAAUUUAUUUUCAGGGUCUUUUGAAACUUAAUUUUGCUAAAGAAUUGUGUUUUCUUGAAGUAUUCAGGAAACAAGUGAUGUUUGAUGGCGAUCUGUUCGAAGCGAAACGGGCGCGAGUUGGCUGUUUACAUUUACAUUAUUCAUUGGAAACUUUUUCAGCUUGAAUUUGAUUUACACACCAGAGGAUAUUUGGGUAUUUUGUCAAAAAAUGCCUUACACAUUCAUUUUGCGUAUACUUUUCUCCUUGCUGUAGACAAUAUAUUUUUUUUCUCGACACGUCUUUUUUCCGUGUUAAUUCCACGGUCCACUGAAUCGAAAAAUAUUAAAAUUUCAGCAAUCAAGUAGCGCACGGUCCGUUAAGAUUUUUUGUGAUCCUUUAACCAGCUACGAGAAUUCUGCAAUUGAAGGGAAUGGCUUAAAGUGAAGAAUGGUUUGAACCUGGACUUUUUCCGUCGCCUUUUCUAAUAUUCUUUCGCGAAAAGAAAGCGAAGUUCAAACAUGGCGAGAGUCUUCGUCACAAAAACAGAUGACAGUUAUUUUGUUUUAGAGCAAUCUCCUCCUAAAGACGAUUCUGUGACGCCUUUUAGUAAAGAAAGUGACUGCUGUAGAGAACCUACUCAGUCCUUGGAUUACGUGUCGCCGAACCUUUUCUAGACCCGAGUUGAUGUGGUAUUUCAUGCAUUUUGUUAAAUGUAAUGAUCUCGAACCGGUUGUUUGUCGUUUUGAUAACGAAUGAUCUUGAUUAUUUCUAGGUGUGGAACAUGACAUAGUAGAUGUCACAGACGGCCUUGAAUUGCAGAAAGUUUUCGAUCAGUCUAACAGAAGACAGAUACCGACAGAGGCCACUUUAUCAAGUGCCGAGGAAAAAGAUUUGUUAGUAAGUGGUCGGGUUGCGGGAGUAGAGGACUCAAGUUCUAAUGCUGAGGACGGAAAAUCGAAGAGCGAUGUUGUGAGUGAAUCAACGGACUACUCAACGAAAGUAUUUAAAUCCGUCAGCGAUGAUGUGCAAUCAGGGAAGCUAUCGAACAACAAGGAGCGGUUAACCCCGGAAAAUGACAGAGGGAGCCGAAACCUGCAUGAUAUCAGGUUGAAUAGAAAUUAUGAACUGAAGGGGCGAUUAAAUAUUGAUUCGGAUGGACUUGCAGAUCAAAAUCAAGCCACAAGGGACAGAGUUGCCAAAGUCGACAAAAUUAAGUUGGCUGAACCUGCAAAAGUUGGUGAAGCAGCUCAAUUGGAAUCUUUGAACGCAGGGACACCUUUCACUGCUGUUCCAGCUUCGAACUCCUCAUCUAUGCCGCCACAACCCUACAUCCUGAAAGUGAAGAACACGCCAGCCAGAGCUGAGUUAGACGACAUUUAUUUUUUAUGUGAGUAUUUUCCUGCUAUAUUUUACCACGCCGAAAUCAAAUUAUUUCCCCUCAGUACAUUUUCAACGGGAGCUAGUUUUUCCUAAAUGGAAAAUCACAAUAUUUGACACAGUGGGCGGAACUAGAUGGGCAUGUACUCUAUUUUAAUGUUGUUUUCGGUUUUUCAGUAUAUCAGGUAAAAAAUUAAUGGCUUCCAAUAUAUCAAUUAAACUAAAAUACGACUAAUAUUGAGGGAAAUUUCGUGAACUCCAUGUUUUUUUCUGUCAAAAUGUUUCAUCGAAAAUGUUUCAGAAUUUUGUGGAUGUUUUCCGAGACCAAUGACUAUUCCGUUUAUUUUUUAUUUUGGUGGUGUAGCUGAAACUUAUCUGAUGAACGUGUCUUCCUUCUUUACAAAUACGAAUUGUUCUCUCUUUAACGCUGAAAUUACAUUUCGUUUCCUCGUGAACUCUGUGACCUGGACAUAGAUUGUAAUUCCCUUCCUCUUUUUAAACAUUAUUUCCUCUCCAUUGUUAGUGGUAUUACGACAGCCUUCUUUAGGGCACUAUUUUUCUACUCUGUGGGGCACAGUUUAUAUUUAGAAAUUAAGUGUUCCAUGUUUUGAUUUUCUGGUGGAAAAUAGUUCGUUUUUGAGUUCGUGUUAAAAAACAGACUGUGAAAUACUUCCGACAAAAGCAAGAUCGAGGGCUUUUCAGAGUGAGGACUGUAUUCCGUCACUAUCUUCCUUGUUACGUCGUUUCGUGGUCGCCUUUCAGCGACAGUGACGUUACUCGAUAUUAUGUCUUCUUCUUUUAGACAUGUUACAAUUUUGAGGCCUUUUUUGAUGCAACAUGAAUCACCAAUAUGUUGGCUGUCAAGCUGUUUUGGUCUCUGAUUCUCAGAUUUCUGUGACACUGAUUUAGGUAUAUAAUGGUUAUUGUAAAAUUUGUAGGAUUUAUUAAAGAAGAAAUUUACAUCUGAGAGCUAAGAUUCCUUGAGGAAGUAAACAUUUACUUUACCAUGAUCAUAUUUCAGGAAAUAGUUGUGUAAGGAAAUAGCAAGGCUGUGACAAGCUACAUCCAUCAAAAGUCAUGAGGUUAAUAGGGUAAAAGGAAUUCAAUUUGGGUGAAAGAGACAUACUUUUUAAAUGCCAUUGCAGAAAAUGAAAGAAGAUUGAAAUAAUUUUGAAUUAAUGACAAAGAGAAGUAAACUUUGAACGUCAGUAUUGUUAAAUACUAAAUUGGAACAUUAGGAUAUUAUUUUCCUUGAUGUACAGAUAAGGUAAAUGAGGAUGCUAACAAAUUCUACAAAAUUUCAUCCUUUCUUCCUAAUUUAAGCAGACGUUUUCAUUUUGCAAGUUGAGUGUGAAAAAAUAUGGUGCAGGGGUGUUAAAUUGUGUCAACAUAUGGCCAGGACAUAUUGUUGUAAACUGUAUCCAUAAAUAUAUAUUUAUAUAAACAGAGAUUUCACUCGAGAAAUGUUUAGAUUUAAUACUGGUUGAAUUAUUAAUGCUUUGUGGAGAAGCUAUGCAACAUUAAUAAUCUUUCUUGUAUUGAUUUCAUUGUGUUAAACCCCUUUCUUGUUAUAAAUAUCUACUUUUUUUUUUUGUUAAACAAUAGUGCAUGUUAAUGCUUUCCUUUUAAAUUUGCAUGGAACUGUUUGUUUACCAAGAAAGAUUAGCAGUUAGGAUGGGUGAUAUAAAUCAAAAGUUUGUGGAGGGUUUGACAUAUUGAACACACAUUUGGAAGCCUUAAUUUGGUUGUAAUGAGUUUUGUUAGAAUGCAUAGUUUUUGUUCAUUCUAAAAAAAAUAAAACAUCUUUCUUUAUUUCUCUACCGAGCUCAAAACUUACCAUUUCUCUUAUUUCCAUCUACAAACAUUAGGCUAUCAACAUUGCUGAUCCUAGCAGUAUGUAGGGUGUGUGUCAUAUGAACUUCAGAAUAGACCUCGCUCACUGUGGAGUCUCUGUGGCUCAGUGGUAGAGUGCUGAAGCACAGAAUCUGAAGGUCUGCGGUUCAAUUCCUCAUGGGGACUCAAAGCUUUUUCUUUGUCCCACACUUGUGACAAGAUGAAAAACAUCUUUCUUUAUUUCUUUACUGCGCUCAAUAACUUACCAUUUCUAUUAUUUCCAUCUACAAACAUAAUGCUAUCGACAUUGCUGAUCUUGACUGAUUGAAUGGAAUUGUUUUGAAUGGAAGGAUAUUUAACCCCAUCAGUGGUAGAGUGCUGAAGCACAGAAUCUGAAGCUGCGGUUAACCUUGACUCAAAGCUUUUUCUUUGUCACACCAUAGAACCAUGCUAUUUUUUAGCAAGAUCUUGAGGAGAAAAGAAGAAUUAAACCAUAGAACCAUUAACCCUUUUCACCCUUUUUUUUUCAUUUUAGUUAUAGUUAUUGGUUGUAGUGUGGCUGGCAUUGCAGGACUAGCACUAGCAGGAUACUGUUGGUACAAGUAAGUGAAAUCAAAUCAUGUUAUUGUCAUUCAUAUUUUUUUUUCCUUUUGAAUAUGGAAAUUGCAGGAUUCAGUCUUUCUCAUGGGUUGAUAGUAGUCCUGAAAGGAGUUAAUGUCAGACUGUUAUCUUUAAAUUUAGACAAUGAGUCUGAUGAGUAAGGUUGAUAACACUUGAAGGAAGGUUGCCAUCUAACAGAAGAGUCAAGUGAAGAUUUGAUUUUUAGUUGAAUGGUGUAAGCCUGUGUAUUUGAAUUUCGUUUUGUGUGUUUGUGCAUGUCUGUGGUAUGGUAUUUAUUUAUUUAAAUACUUUCAUUGGUUUGUCAACUGUUAAAAAAUCUUUUUGUCUAGAAACUAACUAUUUUCAGCAGAUGUCUAAUGCUUGCCUUGCCGAUUGCCCAACCCACCAUUAGACAAAUGUAACUUACAUGUAACCAAAGCUUCAGAACUUUUGAGCAGGAUUUUUAAUAUGCUGCAUGAAAUUUUGCAUUUGUGAAUUAUCAAUUACUGUUUAUUUCCACAAUCAGCAUUCAAUGAGUCCAAACUAACCUACCAGUUUUCAUGAACCUUACUUGUAACAUUCAGCUUUCAAACAAUUUUUCAUUUGACGCUGGUAUGACAUGUAUGCAUGGUUUCCAUGGGUUUAAAGUGUGUGUGUUACAAAACUUUUUUCAGGACACAUGAAUUGAGUGCAUAUAUAUAUGUAUAUGUGUGUGGGUGUGUAUUAAGCUGCAGUUUUGAGCCUUUUAUGAUAUUAUUUUUUUUCAUAAGGCUCCACACGACUGCAAAAGCUGUAAGUGAAGCAGAAUAUUCAAGUUAUGGUGCAACAAAACAGGGUGGUCAAGUGUCCCAGGUAUAACUCUUUCCAGAGCUAAAAUAACUGGUUGCAAAGGAUUCUUUAUUUUAAGGAUUCAAAAACAGUGAAACUUUAUUAAGCAGAACCCAUGUUAAAAUGCACCCUGUAUUACAUAACCCAUAUUUACCAUAAAAGAAAUGUUUCAGGGGUAGACUUCUGUUUGAAAUAAAGAUGGACAUUAAAUUGAGCUCUUGUCUUACUCAAAACCCACAUAAAAUGAACACUACAAGAGAUUUUGUUAUUGUUGUUUCUAUAAUUGUUUUUGAUGUUUGGAAAACUGAACAACUUUAAAAACACGUUGUUAAACUCAUCAUUUGUUUUUCUCAAUGUAGUAGGGCAAGAUACAUAACAGAGCCAGAUUUGUUGAUAAAUAGUUGUUAAAGCUUAAUCACAUGUGCAGUCAAACAUUUUUCCAGUUGAAAAUGAACUUGCACUGUUAUACUAACUGCCUGUCAUGUAUAUUCCUUUAGGGUGACCAUAAACUUGAUUACAGUGCGGAAAUAUAUCAUUACCAACAGACAAAGAGUCAGCUUUCAGCCCUGGAAAAGUAUGUUGUUAUACUCAAUUUGAUAUCAGUACUUUCACCUUAUUAAUUAUUGAUAAUACUCUGUGAACUAAUUAUUUAAGCACCACACACAUUUGAUACAGUGGUAAUGGCUUUUAUUAAAGGCACUGAAUUUUUUAAUUAGAUCAAAGAACAUGCCUCACUAGCUGAAAAAAUUAUUUAUGAUGUCAUGCAACAAUAUCAGCAUCACAAAAGUCUUUAAUUGUUUAAGAGUAGGACAUUCAUUGAUUGGAGAGGUGUUUGCUGUAGUUAAUACUUAUGGAUGGUAGAGAUGAAUGGUUUGGAGAACCUACUUGUAUAUUUAAGAGAAGAAUAUUGAACUGUUAGAGGAGUUCUUUGUUUUAGAGUUUCGUGGUCCAGGGUGUGAAAUUAAUUUUUUUUCCUGAUAGCCACUUGGCUCCUAAAUUUUUCAAAGUGGUAGCCAAUUCAAAAAAAGUUCGUCACCAUUUUUAAAGACAAACAAAACCCUUUUUUACACUGUCAGCUCUAGACAGACCCUCCAAAAUUAAGUUAGGAAAAAGAUCUUUAACAUGCUACAAAGUGGACACUAGGAUGGAUGAUAUACAACGUUCAAGCUCACCUAAACCAAAGAUUGCAUCUAGUUAUCAACCAAGAUGCAUGUGUUAUGUUUUGGACAUAAAGUUAAUGAGGAAGUUUGCUGUGGAUUUAUCUUUGCAAAUCUUUUUAAUUCACGAUAUCUCUAGGCAAGGUUAUGAUGAAGCAUUCUAGUUGCCAAUUUGGCAACUAAUUUGCAGGAUUUGGUCACCAAAGUGAAAAAUUUAGUUGCAUUGGUGCCUGUAUUUGGUGGAAUUUCAUGCCCUGUGGUCUGAAAUGAUUUCAUUUGGGUUACAAGUUUGUGUUUGUGAAAGGUGGGCUUCAGGUUUAUGGUAGACUUUUGAUCAGUUAAUGAUAAACUAGUGAGCAGCUUUGUGUGAACUGGAAUAAUGAAAACUUAUCUUGUUCUCCCAUGUGUUUCAUCUGAUAUUAGCAGACUUUGUCAGGAAGUCUUUACAAGUAGUAAAAAUUAGCUUGUUUGUAUACACAUAGUAAAUACAGUGUCAAUUUUCAACCUUUAUGUGUAGUGAGAUGCAAGCAGAAAGUAUCCACAAGGUGUUACAAAGAUGUUUUACUUGCGUGACAUUUUUUGGAUGUUACAUGUGCAAGCAGUAACGUGUUUGGAGGUCACAGUUUAAUACUAUUUUGGUUUGUGCUGUACUGCUCACUAGUUUAUCAUUUUAGAAAAAAUAAGUCCAGUCCUUUGUAGUGAUAGCUUUAUUCCUUAUAGUUUAGUAAAUUACCCCUGAGUCUGAAGGAGUGCUGUCAGGGGAAUGAAAUCUUAACAAUGACCCAAGAGUUUCUAAAAACAAUGAUUUUGACAUGUUUAUCCUCUAUUCUUAAUGUCACUUCCAAUGACAGGUCAUUGUUUUUAUUUCCUUUUUUUUUUAAUCAGAGCUAGUGGUGUGAAGGGUGGCAUCAAAGGGGAAACUCUUGAUGAUGAUGAUAACAGUGACGAAGGAGAUGAUGAGGAUUAUACUGUGUAUGAGUGUCAUGGGCUGGCUCCGGUAAGAUUACACUGACAGUGUUACAUAGUGACCUACAUGUACUCAGAUUAGAGAAUAAAGCCAUCAACAGUCGAGUAUUUCUUUUUAAAACUGAAGGAUUAUCCCUGAAAGGAGAUACAAUGCUUAAUUGUUAAGAUAACAUUUUUAAAAUUAGGAAGCUUUGUAACAGAUAUUGGUCAUAAUUUAUAAAUUCCAAUUAAAUAAUUCAGUUUAAAAGCUAAUCAUUUUAAACAGGCUGAGGAGAGAGUAGCUUUUGUAACGCAAACAGGUAGUGGUGUGUCAAACAUUUUAUCAUAGUAGGGCAAGCUUUAAAUCUAAACAGUGCUACAGAAAAGGAAAUUUAUGAGUUUUUUUCAACUUUUGUUUUCAGACUGGUGAUAUGACAGUUGUUAACCCCUUGUUCAGUGAUCAAGAGGUAGUUGGAAGUGAUCAAGAUGGAAAUGGUGACAAGAGUGGAGCCAGUGGUCAGGGAUCUCCUGUGGUCCCGCGCCAUACAUUCACAGAGUCUUAAAUUAAUAUUAUAGCUAAUAACAAAUAUUAGUGCCACAGAGUUUAAGUUGUUUUAUUUUUCUGACCAGUGGUGGGAAUGUUUGUUAUAUAUGUCAUUUGUUUUGGGUCCUAAAAUUAUGUACCAGGGUGCAUCUUCAUGUUUCUUUUUUGAAAAUAAUAUUUUCCAUGUGUUUUAAAAACGACUGGUUUUCAAUAUGAAAUAAGAUAUCCUUCUAAAACUAUAAUUGUAUUCAUAAACAACUGUCUUUUGUAGUUUGGGUAUCUUCAGUUUCAAAGGGACUUUAUAUUUCUUAAAAUGUUGAUGCACCCCUAGAUUAAAUUUGCUUUUGGUGAAACCCAAGGAGUGAUGGUAGGUGACGUGAAUAAUAUCAUGGAGAAAAGUUUUAUACAAAAAAAAUUAUCGAAAAUUUCAAAUUAUAAUUUUUAUAUCUGGGUCUUUGGUACAAAAUUUCUGUUAAUCAUUAUAAAUUAUUUCACAUUUACCAAAUUGUAAAUAGUUAAUAAUAUCACUCUGGUGUUAAAGUUGCAAACCAGAUGAUCAGUGUUGGUGAUUGUAAUAAUGGUUUUACCAUUAAAAUAUCUUGUAUUCAUAUAUAAAAUGAUAGCAAUUAUUAUUAUUGGUAAAUUUUGAUUGUUGUGGAAAAGUGUGUUGUGUUACUUGAGGGACUGGUUGAUUAAAGUUGGUAACUAACAUAACCUUGUACUUCCACAAUAUAUUGGUUGGGCAAGAGUCAUUUGACAAGUCUGUAGAGAUGGUAAUUUCAUCUAUUAUAAUUAUUUUAAUAUUAAAUGAGACUUAAUGUUAAAAACUUCUAACAGGUAAUUGCAGUCUUUGCAACAAGGAUAUAAGUCCAUCAACCGUUUAAGAUUUUGAACGAUUUUAAAGGAAGUUUUAAAAUUAUGCAUAAGAGCCAUUUGGUGAGUCAUGUUAGCUCUUGAGGGUGGCUAAGCAGUAAUCUACACAGUUAUUAUUAAUGUUAUUACUAUAAUAAUUAUUUUUUUUUUGGUAGUAGUGUUAUUUUUCUCAACAUAGUCACUUGACAUCUAUGUAGAGAACUAAUUUUAGGAAAUCAACUAUCUUUACAGACUUUUGUAUGGAAACUAAUUAUAGCAAUUUAAUUUGUAAAUGACACCUUUGAGCAAAUUGAGAGCUUGGUUACACAGCACAGAUAACAUAACUUUGCUGUUGUUCUUUGCAAGAAAAUAAUUAGGUUGUGUCAGGGAUACUCUGUGUAGCUAUCUUGGUACCUAGUAAAAUGUCUGAUAAUCAAUCUUUAACAUGAAUUCAAAGGUAUUUUUGUGGCAUACAAAUCUUCGUGCAGAAAUUGUUUCAUCGUUUGCAAAAGUAGAAAAUACAGAAGAAGUAACAAAUUCUGUGAGUUAGAGGAACAAGAACAUUAAGAUGGCUUAAAUGGUUUGGGAAUAAGAGACUUACAAAUUUAGGAACUCUGAUUCAUCAUAUAUUUCUUGUAUGACUCGUAGGUUUUUCAGUCGUUGCCACUACAGUAUUAAUUGUUAAAUUUUUCUCAGUAACUGUCUACAAGACAAGUAUAUUGUAAGGAGGUGGUGUUUAUACAUCACAUUCUUACAAUGAGUAAUAUUGAAGUUAACGGUAAUAACUUUAUUCAUAGGAACAGAAGAUUGAGUUGUUCCUCAGGAUACUGGUAUAUAUUUAUAUUUAAGGAAUACAAGACAAUCUAAGGUCAAUAAUAUUUGCCUGAUUGUUAAAAUAUUCUUGAAAGCUCUUGGGGUUAAGUUUUCUACAUGCUAUUCUUUGACCCAUUCGUAGUAGCUCAGUAAAAAGAGCUGUGUAACCAAGCUCCAUGAGUAUGUGUGACUUCUAGAGAUGUAGGGACACGGGUGGCUAAGAAUACACUAAAUAAUUCUGUAAACCCAUAAACUAUAAACAUAGCUUCCAUGGAUCUGUGAAUGUUCUUAGUAUGGGUGAGUCCAUAUCCUUGUGUAUUGCUUCCAUAGAGGGCUGCACUAUCACCACUGGAAAACAAGUUGUGAAUCAUUGAUAGUCUAGGUUCUAGAUUGGGUGGCUCAAAAAGUUUUCUGAUUUUCACCAUUCCCACCUGUUGGGUCGAGGUUACCAUUACUUCAAGUUUUCUUUCGUUAUCUUUUUGGCAUGGUAUCUAAAAAUGCUCCAAUAUUUCUGAACCCAUCCUGAUGUUUUCUUGGAGAUGGUUACCGUAGAAAUAUUUAAGUAUUAAAGAAAGCAGAAGCGACCAAUUACUUG